AUGGGACCGAACACGUACAAAAUCGACAUACCGACGCACCCAGACAAGAUUGCGACGGUCAAUGUAGUCCGGCUCAAACCCUUCCGCGGCUAUUGCUCUCGGCCGUUCAACGACAACAUUCCGGAGGAUGACUCCCCGAUCUACGAACUCACGGUCGACUGCUUACCGGAAUCCAGCUUCACUAGUCGAGUGACUUUCGGCGGCAACGAUGUCGCCUACACCGCGACGGAUUCCCCCAUCUUCCGCUUGGUGGACAAGCGCAGGACCUCCCAAUCUGGCGAACCAGAAUACCUAGUCGAGUACGUGGACGGACACAAGCACUGGAUUCGCGCGUCCAAGCCGCAAGAAUACAGGACUUAUUUUGACAGCUACGAGAAUGAACGGAGGAUGUCACAGGGUUUGCCACCCUACGGCGUUCCCGUCGCGACACCUGAAGCUGAAUUGCACGGCGUCGAUUCCGUCAACCACUUGAUGUCGCUCAGCCCUUAA
Aphanomyces invadans is the source of this 489-nucleotide messenger RNA. RefSeq lists its product as hypothetical. Bases 1 to 489 code for a protein of 162 amino acids. The transcript is spliced from 2 exons. The record is from RefSeq and is a predicted model, not a curated record. NCBI's taxonomy places the organism in Eukaryota, Oomycota, Saprolegniomycetes, Saprolegniales, Verrucalvaceae.